UGGAGGUGCGCUGCCUUCAGACGAGGGUGACAAGACCAAGGCGUGUGUGAUGAUUCUACCUUUCCUACUUGUACAGACAGGCAUGUUUCCUGGUUCUUCUUCUCCUUUGUACAACUCACGGCAGAGGGGAUGGGAAACUGUUUUAUAGCUCUCGAAACACAUGCUCCGUAAGAAUGUCAGAGACUAUACGGUGCACUCUGGUCAACUGUAGCUGUCAGCGUUUUAAACCUGGGAAAAUAAACCAACGGCAAUGUGACCAGUGUCGGCAUGGAUGGGUUGUGCACGCUUUAAGUAAGCUAAGGAUCCCAAACCUAUACCCAACAAGCCAAGUGGAAAUAGUCCAGUCUAAUGUGGUCUUUGAUAUCAGCAGCCUCAUGCUAUAUGGAACUCAAGCGGUUCCUGUCCGUCUCAAAAUUCUCUUAGAUCGGCUUUUCAGUGUCCUGAAACAAGAAGAAGUCAUACACAUCCUCCAUGCUCUGGACUGGACACUUCAAGACUACAUACGUGGAUAUGUCUUACAGGAUGCUUCAGGAAAGGUCCUGGACCAUUGGAGCAUCAUGACCAGUGAAGAAGAGCUGGCUACUUUGCAGCAAUUUCUGCGUUUUGGUGAGACCAAGUCCAUCGUGGAACUAAUGGCAAUCCAGGAGAAAGAGGGUCAGUCCAUUGUGAUCCCUGCAGCUUCGGCCAAUAUGGAUAUCAGGGCAUUCAUCGAAAGCUGCAAUCAAAGGAGUCCAAACUUUUCAGGUCCCUUGGAGAAAAUGAACCCCAUCAACAUCCAUCACUUUGAGAACGUGGUCAAUAAUAUGGCUUUUAUGCUGCCGUUUCAGUUUUUCAGCCCCGUGCCUCCGCCCCUGAUAGGCUCACCCCCAGAAAGGCUGUUGAUGGAGCAAGCUCAGGACCACGGCGAUGAACUGAAACGAGAUGCCCAUAUGCCGUUUGCUGAAAACAGCUUCUUAACUUCCAGUUCUUCAUUUCAAGCCGACAAGGAGAAGGCCGCAACCAGCCCGGGGAUCACUUUGAAACCUGAAGACGACGUCUCACCACGUGAUUUGAAUUCGCCAAACGUGAUAGAAAAGCUGGAGAUGGACCAGGGAUCCCCAGAGAGUAAAAUGAAAUCAGUGGACAAAAACGGGGCCGGGACAAGGAAAGGGCGGGUUUUUUGCACGGCGUGUGAAAAGACGUUUUAUGACAAGGGGACGCUGAAGAUCCACUAUAAUGCUGUCCACCUGAAAAUCAAGCAUAAAUGUACCAUCGAAGGCUGCAACAUGGUGUUUAGCUCCUUGCGCAGCCGAAACCGUCACAGCGCCAAUCCCAACCCACGACUCCACAUGCCCAUGAACCGAAACAAUCGAGACAAAGAUCUGAGGAACGGGCUGGCCAUCACCGGACUGGACGAGAGCAAAAGGACAGAUUUUGCCAUUUUACCACCGGACAAUCGAUCCAUCCUCAGCUAUGGGAGCUCUUGUAGCGAUUCGAAGGUGCAGCCAAGUUUUCAUGGGACCGGACAGAACGGCAUUCUCUUUCCGAACCUGAAGACGGUGCAACCGGUUCUUCCAUUCUAUCGCAGUCCCGUCGCUCCGGCUGAGCUUGCAAACACGCCAGGUACGCUUCCUUCUCUGCCUCUGCUUUCCUCGUCAAUCCCCGAACCCUUGGCUUCGAACGACUCUCCCUUCGAUGCGCUGCCCAAGAAGAAAUCCCGUAAGUCUAGCAUGCCCAUCAAGAUAGAGAAGGAAGCUGUUGAAACAACAGCUGCAGUUCAUGAAGUUGCCAGCUCUGAAGAUGACCUGCCUCCCCAGGCAGGAAGUGAAGGGCACCUUGAGAUGUGUGCAUCUAGGGUCGAACCAACCCCGAACUACCCAGUGGAAAAGCAGCCCCAUUCAGGUCCAUCGUGGAGCUCCAUCUCCGAGGUCGGAGGGUCAAAACAUUUUAAAUCUGUCGAGCCAAAUAACUUGUGUGCCGAAGACGAUGAAUCUCAUCGCCCCAAGAAAAAGGAUGAGCCAGAACACAGCAAAUUGCUCAAAUCCGUUUCUUGUGAAAAUCCUUAUGAAGAUCCAAAACAGCACAGUGAUGUGAUCAAAGCAGUAGUUGAACCCCAUGACUAUGUCAAAGGGCAGUUGAGUUACAGAAUGCCUCGGCAAGACUGCAGUGAAUUGCAACACCACUUGCUGAGCGGCGGGUUUUUCGACGCGCUGUCCAGUAGAAGCGUGGUCGUUCCUGGUUUGGAAGCUUUGAAAGAUAUGGAUCAUGCCAGUCAACAUGCACUAGGGCUUCCCAAGGAAGACGGGCGCUUCCAUUGUGACAUCUGUAAAAAGACCUUUAAAAACCCUUACAGCGUAAAAAUGCAUUUUAGAAAUGUACACCUCAAAGAAAUGCAUAUUUGCACGGUGGAGGGUUGUAACGCCGCAUUUCCUUCUCGUAGAAGUCGAGACAGACAUAGCUCCAAUCUGAACCUUCACCAUAAGCUUUUAACCAAAGAUCCCUUGGAGAUCGAGAAGAAUCAUUUCAAUGCAACGUACCUCUGGAAGGACAUGGCCAAAGAGGCUCGCCCAGAUGACUCUUUGAAAGGUCCUGCUGGGCAACAAACUUCUGUCAUCUUUAAAGGCAUGAACCGAACCGGCAGCCUGGUUUUCCCAAUGAGCAAGAUAGGAGAGCCUUGUCCCGAUAGGUACAGAUACGACCCGGCAAAUGACGGAGCUGUUCUGGAUUUAAGCACCACGUCGAGUGUCAAGUCGGAGAGCAGCGCUCAUUCCUCUUGGGAUUCCGAUGGAGGCAAUGAAGAGGGUCCGGGGGCUUUGGAAGACAGUGAUGAAAGCUGUGAAAGCCCAUGUUUGACGCCCAAUGAAGAACUCUUUCAGGACUGUUCGCUCAUGGACAACCCUCAUCCGAGUUUCUCGAACGUACCUUCCAACUUGCCGAUAACCUGUCACCUGUGCCAAAAAAGCUACAGUAAUAAAGGGACUUUCAGGGCCCAUUACAAAACUGUGCAUCUCCGACAGCUCCAUAAAUGCAAAGUCCCAGGCUGCAACACCAUGUUUUCUUCAGUUCGCAGCAGAAACCGGCACAGUCAAAAUCCCAAUUUACACAAGAGCUUGAUCAGGUCAAUAAACAGCUCCCAGUAACAUCUCAGCGAGCCGGGAUGACAUACAUUCUAUUAUAUUCACCAUUUCAGCUUCUUCUUUUUUAAAGUAUUAGAAUGAGAUAUCUCUGACUUGUUUUUUGCUUGCAGUGUGCGUUACAACAUGGAGCCCACAGAAAAUGUAGGGCCAAAAUCUGCUUCUGUUUACACAGGCAUUGUUAUUGUUGUCGUUCUUUUUCACUAAGCAAAGAGGGCACCAGUUUUGUUUUGUUUUUUAAAGUAUGGGUUUUACACUUAGAUGUAGAUAUUUACUUAGGAAGAACAAAGGAAAAUUAAAACAAGGACCGGAUGACAUUAUAAGCUAAAGGUGUUCCCAUGAUAAUUUGCAAUAUGAGAUGCAGAGAAGACGCUAUUCCAAUGUUUUGUUUACAUCUUAAAUGUAUGUGUGUGGGGGUGAUACUGUAAAAAAAAAUCUGGGUGAUCCCAUUGGUUGAGUUUGGGGGAUGGGGGGGGGUUUCAAUACUGCUAUUUCACUCUUUGGAGAUCGUAUUAUAAAGGCAGGACCACACGUUACCAGAAACACAAAGCUGCCAUCAAAAAUGACAUCCUCGCGUUAGGUUCCCCCUUCUCUCUUUGUAAUGCAUAAUAAAACUUAAUCCACAUCUUCAUCUCAUUAUGUUGCAUUUUUCCCCACCUCUGGAAGUAGAGGCCAAUGAUGAAAAAGGGAAACUUGACACACGGAUGCCAUUUUCAGCAGCAGCUCCGUGUUUGCUGUAACACGUAGUGCUCCGCCUUCAGCCUGACUUUACAGUAUGAAACCAAUGUGGUGUUUUCCCCACAUAAUUUAUUAUUGAAUGCCAUAAACCAAAAUACAGAUUUAGGGAAAUGUAGCAUUCAAUUCUGGAGUUCUUAAUGGCAGUCGAAAUGUUCCUUGAAGACAUAUUGUAGGGAUUUG
Messenger RNA from Elgaria multicarinata webbii, 4031 nucleotides. It is a transcript of the gene BNC1, whose product is annotated as basonuclin zinc finger protein 1. The record is from RefSeq and is a predicted model, not a curated record. The transcript is spliced from 5 exons. NCBI's taxonomy places the organism in Eukaryota, Metazoa, Chordata, Lepidosauria, Squamata, Anguidae. Gene Ontology annotation, molecular function: zinc ion binding. Gene Ontology annotation, biological process: regulation of transcription by RNA polymerase I. Bases 174 to 3119 code for a protein of 981 amino acids. Gene Ontology annotation, cellular component: nucleus.